AACGGUAAACUCAAAUCGCAAAGUCAAAUAAAAUGCAAAAGGCAAAGUAAAAAAAAAAAGUGUAAACAUCGUCAAAAACGCUCAACAAAAAAUUCGCCUUUUACACGAUUUAAAUUGAGCGUUUACGCAUUCGAUAAUUUCAUCCAUCCAAAAACAAAGGAAAAUAAUAAAUUAAACAAGUAAAAUAAUAUAAUUAACAAAUGAAAUAAAUAAGACACAAAACUAAACGAAUACAAACGCGCGCUCGAAGCAGUAACAGAAGCAGAAGCAGCGCCGCAACACCCACUCCCACACACACAUCCCCACACACACCAAUUCAAUCUCAGCCUCACGCUGGCGAAUCGCAGUGGCAGCAACAACAACAGAGGUGGCGACACCGGUGCCGUUGGAGGAGGGGACGGAGGACACGCAGGUCCUUCAGUGGGCAAUGCAUCCAACCGAAACAACAAUAAUGGCGGAGGAGCAGGCGGUGGUGGUGGUAACGGAGGAGGCGCUGGCGCCGAAGCAAACGGCGGCGGUGGAGUAGGCGGUGGCGGCGGCGGUGCCAAUGAAUGGAAUCCCGAGGAAAUGGACCGCUUCAGCUUCGAUGACUCCAUCCGCUUUGAGGAGGACUCGCUAUGCAGCUGGAGUUCAGAACCCGAAUCGUUGUGCAACAAUUGGCGCGGCUGGAAGAAGCCCACCAAUGCGGCUGGUGGACCUGGAGCCGGACUCGGCUCCAUACCCAUGGCUCCAUUUGGAUCGGUUGGCGGACUCGGAUCCGGCGCACCAGGCUCCUACGGACCGGGCGGCAGCAGUUCAGCUAUGGUAACGAUGUCAGCUUGCGGCAGAUAUCAUGAGGUUUCCACAUUGGCCGAACUGUCAGCCCGCUGUGUCGCCUCCUACAUACCAUUCGAGCUGGUGGAGCAUGUAUAUCCGCCAGUGCCGGAGCAACUGCAGCUGCGUAUCGCAUUCUGGAGCUUUCCCGACAAUGAGGAGGACAUACGGCUGUACUCCUGCCUGGCUAAUAGCUCGGCGGAUGAGUUCAAUCGGGGCGAUCAGCUGUUUCGCAUGCGAGCUGUCAAGGAUCCCCUGCAGAUAGGCUUUCAUCUGUCGGCCAGCGUGGUUAAUCAGACGCCGCGUGCGUACUUUAAUGUGGCGGUGACCUUCGAUCGACGUCGCAUCUCCUCCUGCAAUUGUACGUGCACCUCAUCUGCAUACUGGUGCUCCCAUGUGGUGGCAGUCUGUCUGCAUCGCAUUCAUUGCCCGCAGGAGGUCUGCCUGCGUGCACCUGUCUCCGAGUCCCUGACACGCCUCCAAAGGGAUCAGCUGCAAAAGUUUGCCCAAUAUUUAAUCAGUGAGUUGCCGCAACAGAUUCUACCCACAGCACAGCGGCUCCUGGAUGAGCUGUUGAGUGCCCAGCCAACGGCCAUCAAUACGGUAUGCGGGGCACCAGAUCCAACGGCGGGCGCCUCGAUAAAUGAUCAAACCAGCUGGUAUCUGGACGAAAAGACGCUGCACAACAACAUAAAGCGGAUACUCAUCAAAUUCUGUCUGCCCGCCCCCAUUGUAUUUAGUGAUGUCAACUAUCUGACCAAUUCGGCACCGCCAGCAGCUGCCGAAUGGAGCUCACUGCUGCGACCGUUGCGCGGCAGAGAGCCCGAGGGCAUGUGGAAUCUGUUGUCGAUUGUGAGGGAGAUGUACAGGCGCUGCGAUCGCAAUGCGGUCCGCUUGCUGGAGAUCAUCACGGAGGAGUGCAUGGCCUGCGAUCAGAUACUCAUCUGGUGGUUCCAAACGAAGCUGGCCCUGAUGAUGGGCUCGCAUGGCCACAGCGGAGGCAAACACUCGAAUACGCACUCCAAUUCGACGGCCCUGCAGCAUGCGUGCAGCUCGCUAUGCGAUGAGAUUGUGGCACUGUGGCGGCUGGCCGCUUUGAAUCCCGGCCUGGCGCCGGACGAGCGGGACAUGCUGCAUGCUCAGUUCACGGCCUGGCAUCUGAAGAUACUCGAUCGGGUGGUGAAGAGCCGCAUGAUGCCCUCAUCGUACACGAACAAGCAUCAGAUAAACUCACGCUCGGACACGGAGCUCUUCAUCGGCUUUAAGCCGGCCAUUGAGGCGUGCUAUUUGGACUGGGAGGACUAUCAAAUACCUGGUGUAACCCACACACACGACACGAAUCCCAUUUACUAUUCCCCCUUCACAUGUUUCAAGCACACGGAGAUCAAGGGCGAUGGCGCGGCCAUUCCACCGGGCACGCUCAUUGCCACCCAGGCCCUGAUGAGCAACAACAAGCACUACAACUACUUCAGCUCCUCCAAUGAGCAUGGCACUGGCCUGCAUCCGGGCGCCUUCAAGCAGCGCCUGGAUCGACCCUUUCGCGAGCGACUCUAUGCCAGCCCAGCGGACCUGGAGGCGUCUGCAAUCCUAGCCGGUGCGAGUCGACAAUACUCCUCGGGUCUGGGACUGGCCGCCGCAGCAGGAGGUGGCAGCGGUGUGGGCGGAGUGGCGGCUGUUAACGGACUAGCAGGCACCGGCGGUGGUGGCAUGCCCAAUGGCGACGCAGAUGCCGCACAACAGCAAAUGCCAAGCACCUCGGCGGGUGGAUCGGGAACGGGCGCAAAUGUCGUCGGAGGAGGAGGAGCAGGAGGAGGCGUCGGCGGUGGUGGCGGAGGCGGCGGCGGCAUACGAAGAGCAGCAGCAGCAGCAGCUGGUCGUGCCGAUGGCAAUCGUUCGAGUGCCAGCAGCGAAGGAUUCUGCGAGAAUGACGAUUUUGGAGGCGACAACAGCAGCAGCCACAAUUACUGCACCCCGGCGCAGGCUGUGCCCGGGCAGAAGUCCACCCUGACGGAGUCCGAUUCGCAGAGCAGCUUCGAUGCCGUCUCCCAGCAGAGCAAGGGCGACCCGGGCCUGGGGCCCGGCGAAGUGGGUGCCGGCGGUGUGGGUGGAGCUGGUGAGCAGGGAGUUUGCUCCACCUCGGACACCUCGUCGGCAUCGUCCUCCUCGUCGGCAUCAACGGCAUCGGGCAGCUCGAACAGUUCGACAUCGUCCAUGCUGAUGGCCGGACAGGAAGCAGUUGUGGCCGCCCAGCAGCCAGCGCGAAGGCUCAGCAAGGACGAGUCCUUUAGCAGCAGCAGCGAUGACUUUGCCCAAGCAGCGGUGGGCAGAGGCGGAGGCGGAGGAGGAGCCAUGCCACCUGGCAACGGCGGUGGGGCAGGAGUAUCCAUACCGCCGGGCGGCGAUCUAACGCCUGUGCCCAGCACCUCGGCAGCGGCUCGAGCGGCACUGGCAGCGGGUUCCAGUGCCACAGCCAUGGUACAGGCAGCCGUGCAGACGCCACACCUGCCAGGAGCAGGCAUUGGCAUCGGCAUGGGCAUGGCCAUGGGCAUAGGACUGGGCAUGAGCAUGGGAUUGGGAGCAUCAUCGUCGCUGAAUGCCUCCCAUCCGCCCAGCGGCAGCAGCGUCUCGCAAUCAAAUUUUGCAGCAGCCCGUGCCCUGGCGGCCGCCGUGGCGGUGGCCCACGACAAGCCGCACAUCUUCUCGAAUGUGCGGCCCACAGAGGAUGCGUGGGACAUACUGCUGGCCCGUGCCGAGGGACUACAUGCCCAUGGACAUGGCCAGGAGGCGUGCAUACUGGCUGUGCGUCUGGCCGAACAGAUGCUGGCCAAUCCGCCGAAUCUGUUGCUGGAACUGCCGCCGGUGCCCAAGCGGAAGGGCAAGAAGCAGAACGUCAAUCCGAUCUCCCAUCAGCUGACGGUGGUGGCCUCGGCCACGCUCUCCAAAUGCGCCUUCCUCUGCACGGUGCUGUCGGAGAACUCGGAGCACUAUCACAUUGGCUUUCGGAUUUGUCUGUUCGCGCUGGAGAUGCCCAGGCCGCCGGCCAGCACGAAGCCGCUGGAGGUGAAGCUGGCCAAUCAGGAGGCGGACAUUCUGGCGCUACUCAAGCGCCUGCCCCUGGCCGCCGCCGAGUUGCAGGUGAUACGCGAGCGGGCCGAGCAGCUCCGCAGCGGCACAUUUAAGACCCGCGGCGAGGCACUGCUGCCCAUCAAUCUGGCCACCUUCAUCUUUGAUGCUUUGGUCACGCUCAGCCAGCAGAGCGGCGGCCUGGGCACCAGUGGCGCAUCGGGUGCGGGUGCGCUGCCCAACAAGAGCCUGGUCACCUGCGGUUCACGGCUGCUCCUCUACAAGCAGAACAACGACGAGAAUCUGGGCUUUGAGGCGGCGGUGGCCGCACUGGGACUGAAGGCGAAUGUCUCCGAGGCCGAGCAUCCGCUGCUGUGCGAGGGCACGCGACGACAACGCGGGGAUCUGGCUCUGACGCUGCUCUACCACUACAAGGAUGAGCCCCGAAAGAUAGCCAAGAUAAUGGAGAAGCUGCUGGACAGGGAUAUACACACACUGCUGAAGGCGCCGCUUCUCUCUGCCUACUACUCCAGCAAUCCCCCCGUGCGGACGCCCAGCAAUCAGCCCUCACGGCGCGAGGAGCACGACUAUGGAGGUGGUGGCAGUGGCAGCGGCGGAUCUGGCUGCAGCGGAGGCGCAUCAUCGAGCUGUAAUCCCGGCUCGGGUGUUGUCAAUCUCUGCGAGCUGUUGCCGGCGGACUAUGGCAGUGUCGGAGGGAAUAGUCGGCCCCACAGCUCGACCAGCGCUGAGCUGGAGUUGAGCAUGUGCGCCUUGAGCAUGGCCAGCAGCAGUGCGGGCAGCCAGUCCGGGCAGGGCAUUGUGCCCGGAGGAGGUGGAGCAGGAGGACAGGCGGGCAGCUCGGGAACGGGCGCCAAUGCUGGGGGCAGCAACAGCAACAACAACAACAAUCCCAAUGGUAACCCCACAGGCUCCGGCGGAGGCAACAGCAAUGGCAGCGGCCGCAGCAAGGAGAGCCGCUACAAGGGCAAACGUGCCUACCCCUCGAUACCCAACCAACCAUCGGAGGCGAGCGCCCACUUUAUGUUCGAGCUGGCCAAGAACGUGCUGACAAAGGCCGGUGGCAACAGCUCCACGUCGCUGUUCACGCAGGCGAGCACCACCCAGAAUCACCAUGGACCCCACAGGGCGCUGCACAUGUGCGCCUUUCAGCUGGGUCUCUAUGCCCUCGGGCUGCACAACUGCGUCAGUCCCAACUGGCUGUCGCGUACGUACUCGUCGCAUGUCUCGUGGAUACUCGGCCAGGCCAUGGAGAUCGGGGCGCCGGCCAUUAGUUUCCUCAUAGACACUUGGGAGGCACAUUUGACGCCGCCGGAGGCUGCUGGCAUGGCGGAUCGUGCCUCACGCGGCUGGGACAGCAACAUGGUGUAUCCGGCCGCUGAGCUGGCAUUGUCCGUGCUCCCACAUGCCGCCGCACUCAAUCCGAAUGAGAUACAGCGCGCCAUACUGCAGUGCAAGGAGCAGAGCGAUCUCAUGCUGGAGCGUGCCUGUCUCACCGUUGAGACGGCCGCCAAGGGCGGUGGCGUCUAUCCGGAGGUGCUCUUCCAGGUGGCACGCUACUGGUACGAGCUGUAUAUGCGCGUCUCCCCCAACAACAGCGAGCACGAUCAGCACGAAGAUCCCAUGGACCAUUCGGCGGUUAGUUUGAGCGCCCUCAUCGAGUCCCAGCAGCAACAUGAGAUGCAGCAGCAAGUGGCGGCACACCAGCAGCAACAGCAGCAGCAGCAGGCGGCGGCCCAGCAGCAGCAACAGCAGCAGCAGCAACAGCAGCAGCAGCAGCAGCAACAACAGCAACAGCAACAGCAGCAGCAACAGCAGCUGGGAAUGUCGAAUCCUGGGGGACCUGGAGCUGGUCCCCUGUCCGUGGCCGUGCCCUCUCCAGUGGUUACAUCCGUAAACACGCCGCAGGCCUUCCAGCCUGGCGUUGGUGUGGGUGUUGGUGUAGGUGUGGGCGUGGCCGCUCUGGCGCCCAUCGGUCUGGCACCAUACGCGCCGUACAGCUUCUGCCAGGGCAUCUAUGCGCACCACCACAACAUCAGCUAUCCGCCGGGCCAGAUGCAAAUGUACAUCUCCGCGGGUCCACCACCACCGCCCCAAGCCUAUGCCGGAUACCAGCAGCAGCCGCAGCAGCAACAGCCGCCGACACAGCAGCAGCAGCAACAGCAGCAGCAGCAGCAGCAACAGGUGCAGAUGUCUGGGCAGGCGCCACCCGGUCAUCAGGUGCAGGGCCAUCAGCCGCCACCUGGCAGCUUCCAGGCACCGCCACCGGGCGCUUUUCAGGCACUGCCGCCACAGGCGUAUCAGGCCCUGCAGGCGGGACCUCCAGGACCGCCAAUGGGGCCACCACAAGGCUACUAUGGACCGCCGCCGCCACCGCCGCCCAAUGGCCCACCCGUUGGCGUGGGUGUGGCCAUGCGACAACAUCAGCAUCAGCAUCCCGUGUAUCCAUUUAUGCAGCAGGCACCACCACCACCACCCCAGCAACAACAACAACAGCAGCAGCAGCAGCAGCAGCAGCAGCAACAACCUCCCUCCCAGCCGCAAGUGCGACAGCGUCAGCCACAUCAGUUUACAUCCACUCAGCUGCGUUACCUUCUGGCUGCCUACAAUGUGGGCAUGUUGGCCAUGGAGACGCUGGCGCGACGCGUGCACGAUGAUCGUCCGCAGGCCAAAUAUGCACGAAAUCCGCCAUAUGGCGAGGAUGUGAAAUGGCUGCUGAGGAUCAGCAAGAAGCUGGGCACCCAGUAUCUCCAUCAGUUCUGCAUCUGCGCCGUCAACUCGAUUGUGAGUCCGUUUGUGCUGCACGAUGUGGCCAUUGAGUCGGCCCACUAUUUGGGCAGGAAUAACCAUCAGCUGGUGAUGCAGCAUUUGCGUUCGGCGUUGACACCGCUUGUGCAAAAGUGUCAGCAAAUGUACAUCCAGUGCAUACACCAGAAGCUGUAUCAUCUGACUCAGGGGGACUAUGAGGAGUUUGCCAGCAUUGUGGUGGCCGCUAGGGCCGCCUUUCAGAUCACACCAGAGGGCAGUGCGCAGUUCAAGGACUGGCUGCAGUCCAUCAAGAGAUCGAAAUCGUGCAAGAAGGAGCUGUGGACACAGAUCAAUGCGGCGCUGCAGAGCAAUUCUAAAUGACAAAGACUUGACUCCUGCACUCUGAUGACGGCAGUGGCGAAUGCAACAGCAGCAGCGGCAGCGGUAACAGCAGCGGCCGGCAGCACAUCCACAACGACAAUUGCAACGGCCACCACAACGGGAUCGAAAACAGAUGCAGGUAGCAGUUCAGAAGCAAAACAACAACAGAACAAAUCAACAACAGCAGCAGCUGCGGCAGCAAUCACCAGCAGCAACGGCAGCAGCGGCAGCAACACGAACAAAACCAGCAAUGAUCCGGCAGGAGGCAAAGCCAUUCUACACAGGAAAACUCUACAUUAUCUACUGGAGACACCAACAACUAGCACAGCCACACCCACAGCAGCAACAGCAACAGCAUCUGCAAAAACAACUGCAGCGGGAACAACAACAACAGCGGCAGCAUCAGCAGCAGCAACAAGUUUAGCUCCACCUGUACAGGGUUUUGUGCGUCCACCCCUGCUGGGUGGUGGGCCAAUGCCACCAACAACAACCACACCGAUGGUGGGUCCACCAUUAAUACCGAGAUCAGCAGCUGCUGUGGCUGCAGCAGCAGCCUCCGUGCACGCUGCCUAUCAAUCGCUGACCUACUAUCAGGCGGCGAAUGUGGCGCGACAACUGGCCCAGCAUGCGCACAACCAUCACAACCAUGUGCACGGGCACCCGCUGGCGCCACAUGCACAUCCCCAUCAGUACCAGCUGCAGUCCCUCAGUCACUAUCAUCAGCAGCUUUAACAACGUGCCAGCGGCGCUGCCCCUGGCGCGCCUAAUCGCAUUCCUCCAGCGCUUUGGCAGUGGUGGCCACAAGGGCCCGGUUGCUGUCGACUGCAUCCGGCGGCAGCCGCUCUUGCAUCCGCUUGCCCAUGCGGCAGACCACAGCCAAAUAGCGGAGGAAAUGCACGUCGCCCGCCGCUACUGCCACUGCCGACAGGCGAGGGUCAUGCAAGUGAUGAUGGUGCUUCGGCCUCUUCUGAUGAUGGGCCUGCUAGUGGAGCAGGUUCUGCUGGUGCCCCUGCUAAUGAUGCUUCGGAUGCGGAUGCGGAUGCGGAUGCUUCGGAUGAUAACCAACCGGUGACGCCCACAAAAUCAAAAAAAUCAUCAUCAAAAUCUCCCAAAUCCCCAUAGUUGCCCCGCCACCAACACCAACCACCCAAACAUCCCUCUGAAACAACAACCACCGCACUUAUUUAAUUACAUAAAUAUUAUAUUUUACGUUAAUUUUUUAAUUCGAGUUUCAUUCGAAACUCCUUUCGUAAUUGUAUCGUAUGAAUUUCUUGUAACAAUUAACUACAGAUUUUGUGUGGAUUUUUGUGUGUGUGCUUAGGUUUGGGUUCGAUAUUUUAGACUGGGAGACACACACACAAAGAAAGCCACAAGAAGACAGACAGAGAGAAGAGAUGACGAAUUCUUUUUUCUUUUAUUUUGUCGUUUGAGAUUGUGUUCAGUUAAACUAACGUAUUUAUAGACGAUCUACCCAAUAGUUUUCUACCCCCUACCAUCUGUAUCUGUAGCUCUAACUACAUGCAUGUUUUUUUUAUACAUAUUACUAUUACUAUUCGAUCUUGAUUUAGAAUUAAUUUUCUCUUACUUAAGCCUAAAUCUAAUUUCUUUUAUUAAUUGUAUGAUUUAUAGGCAUAAGUCGAAGA
This is a messenger RNA of Drosophila subobscura, 8666 nucleotides long. RefSeq names its product zinc finger SWIM domain-containing protein 8 (gene Dora). NCBI's taxonomy places the organism in Eukaryota, Metazoa, Arthropoda, Insecta, Diptera, Drosophilidae. Gene Ontology annotation, cellular component: Cul2-RING ubiquitin ligase complex. Gene Ontology annotation, molecular function: zinc ion binding. The transcript has 8 exons. The record is from RefSeq and is a predicted model, not a curated record. Bases 568 to 7023 code for a protein of 2151 amino acids.